CAGUCUGGUGUUUCUGAAGGAGGAUGCUGGUGGGAAGAGGAGGGUUAAUGAUGAAGAUAAAACACUCUCAGUGACAGACGCUGCUUUGCCGAUUGAAAAAUUCGAUCACCACUUUUUGAUGAACACGCUGUGGAGAGAAACAUCUGCCAUUAAGCGAGUCUCCGUCACCCUGGAUGUGGAAACAGCGCAUGCGCGGCUCCAGGUGUCUGAGGAUCGGAAGAGGAUGAGACUGACCCGGACCGAGAGGAGUCUCCCUAACACCGGGAAGAGAUUUACAGGUUGGCAGUGUGUGCUGGGAUCGGAGGGAUUCACAUCGGGGAGACAUUACUGGGAGGUGGAGGUGGCGGGGAGUCGGGGCUGGAGUCUGGGAGUCGCCGCAGAGUCUGUGGAGAGGAAGAGACGGGUCACACUGACCCCGGAGACAGGAGUCUGGAUCAUCGAACGGUGUGGUGACGGGUUUGAUGCAUUCACCUCCCCUCCAUCCCCUCUCCCCGCCCGUCCCAUCCCCGGGAGGGUGGGAGUUUAUCUCAGUUACGAGUCCGGGACAGUUUCAUUUUACGACGCGGACACCAAGUCCCAUCUCCACACCUUCACUGGGAAUAAAUUCACGGAGAAACUUUAUCCUUUCUUCGCGACUUGGCAUAAAAACCGGUGGCUGCGAAUCUGCUCCGGUCCCGCUCCGGGUGUGCAAAAAGGUCGGGUCCCGGGACCGGCGUCAGGAGCGGGGCUCAGGGGCUGUGGGGCAGAAACCCGGUGGACAACAGGUCGGCGCUGAACGAACGGCUCCCAUUUAAUCCCCAAAUUCCGCGUCG
Messenger RNA from Amblyraja radiata (thorny skate), 812 nucleotides. RefSeq names its product E3 ubiquitin-protein ligase TRIM39-like. Gene Ontology annotation, molecular function: protein binding. The transcript has 4 exons. Bases 119 to 775 code for a protein of 218 amino acids. The record is from RefSeq and is a predicted model, not a curated record. Lineage: Eukaryota; Metazoa; Chordata; Chondrichthyes; Rajiformes; Rajidae.